Oreochromis aureus is the source of this 2279-nucleotide messenger RNA. RefSeq names its product solute carrier family 5 member 8 (gene slc5a8). The transcript has 17 exons. Lineage: Eukaryota; Metazoa; Chordata; Actinopteri; Cichliformes; Cichlidae. The coding region runs from base 115 to 1959 and encodes 614 amino acids. Gene Ontology annotation, molecular function: organic acid:sodium symporter activity. Gene Ontology annotation, cellular component: membrane. The record is from RefSeq and is a predicted model, not a curated record. Gene Ontology annotation, biological process: propanoate transmembrane transport; sodium ion transport.
UGCUCUCAGCUCAGUGUUGAGUGAGAAGGUGAUGUGCCAGGACUUCCACACAUGGAUGAGGUUUGAAUAACUUUCUGACUAAAUCUCAAAGCUUUGUUUCCAACUUUGACUAGAAUGGCAGUUGCCUCCUUUGCAUUGGCGGACUAUGUGGUGUUCGCUCUCAUGCUGGUGGUGUCCGCCGCUGUCGGGAUCUACUACGCCUGGGUGGACAGGAGCCGGAGAAACCCCGGGAAUUUUUUAACAGGGGGCCGCAAGCUGACAGCUCUGCCCGUCUCCCUGUCCCUGACUGCCAGCUUCAUGUCAGCCAUCACAGUGCUGUCCUUUCCAGCUGAGGUUUACCAAUACGGAGCUAAUAUUGGAUUUUAUGGUCUCUCCUAUUUAAUGGCGAUGCUGGUCACAUCUGAGGUCUUCCUCCCCAUCUUCUACAAGCUGGAAAUCACCAGCACUUUUGAGUAUCUGGAGCUGCGUUUUAACAGAGCAACCCGUCUGCUGGGCACACUGCUGUUCAUUGUCCAAACAAUCCUCUACAGUGGAAUUGUCAUUUAUGUUCCAGCUCUUGCUUUAAACCAAGUGACCGGGAUGAAUCUGUGGGGUGCGGUCAUUUCCACAGGAGUGGUCUGUACAUUUUACUGCACACUGGGCGGUCUAAAGGCAGUGGUGUGGACAGACGUGUUUCAGCUUGGUGUAAUGAUCGCAGGUUUUCUGUCUGUCAUCAUCGCAUCUGUGAUCCUACAAGGUGGAGUCAUCAACAUCUUUUCAGAUUCACAACACGGAGGGAGAAUCAACUUCUGGGACUUUGAUACAAACCCUCUGAGAAGACACACUUUUUGGACUGUUGCCAUUGGAGGGACAUUUCUUUGGACCAGUAUAUAUGGGACCAACCAGUCACAGGUUCAGAGAUACAUCUCCUGCAAGAGCAUCACUCAUGCUAGAUUUUCUUUGUUCAUCAACCUGUUAGGUCUGUGGUUGAUACUGUUGUGUUCAGUGUUUGCGGGCAUGUGUCUUUACUCAAUCUAUAAAAGCUGCGACCCCUGGACAUCUGGACUGCUUUCUGCACUUGAUCAGUUGAUGCCUUAUUUGGUGAUGGACGUCUUGGGAGACUAUCCUGGCCUUCCUGGACUGUUUGUGGCAGCAGCAUUUAGUGGAUCUUUAAGCACAGUCUCUUCUAGCAUCAAUGCACUGGCUGCAGUGACAGUGGAAGACCUAAUCAAACCAUAUGCCAGCAUGUCAGAGAGGCAACUGGCCUGGAUCUCAAAAGGAACGAGCCUCCUGUAUGGAGUUUUAUGCAUUGGGAUGGCUGGGUUGGCCUCACUUCUAGGACCGAUCUUCCAGGCAGUCAUCAGUAUAUUCGGGGUCAUUGGAGGUCCUUUACUUGGACUGUUCACUUUGGGGAUUCUCUGUCCAUUUGCCACCUCAAAAGGAGCUUUGUCAGGUGUUGUGUUGGGGCUGGCUGUGUCUCUCUGGGUGGCCAUCGGAGCUCAGAUAUACCCUCCUCCCCCUGAAAUGAGUCGGCCUCUGUCACUGACCACUGAAGGCUGUAACUUUACAAUGACGGACAGCUUCAGCUGGACCUCCACUGAUCUCCCAACAUUGCCGAGCUCCACAACAACAGCCCCAGUACUUAUCAAUACCAAGACUCCCAUCAGCAGGCCUGCGCUGGCAGACUGGUACUCAGUCUCCUACCUUUACUUCAGUCCAAUUGGAACUAUAAUAACUAUAAGUGUGGGACUGAUAGUCAGCGUGGUGACAGGAGGUCGGAAGCUGAAUGUAGAAUCCAGGCUCAGGCUGACGAAAGAAGACACAAGUCUUUACUACUUGUUUAAAAUUAUCAAAGAGAGAGCCAUGAGACGAAAAAGAAAGCUUGAUCUGAAAAAGGACAGGAAGAAGACAUUCGGCAAUCCUAAUCCUGCUUUCUGUGAUGUUGAGCUGGAUUUGCCACAAAGCAGCAUUUCCACCUAAGAAUGUAGCUGCUUUUUUAAAGUAUAAGCUUCUUUGUUACUCUAUGAUCUUAUACAGGAAAUGCAAUGUAGAAGAGGAAUUAUGGUGGGACUUUCUGCAAAUGCAGACUAGCACUUGUUUGAAUUUAAAUUGUGCAAUAGUUAUUAUGUACUGACCAAUCAGCAAUAAAUAUGAGGCAAUAAUUUUAAUAAUGCCACAGAAAUAUAUAAAAAUCAAAGGUUUAUUUAUUCAAUUAAUUAAUUUUUUAAAUCAUUUUUUCAUUUAAUCAGAUUCCAUUAAAGUUAACAUAUUGUUAUGUAAUAAAAUUACAUGUAAUUAAA